AAUAGAGACUUGAGUAAAAGUAAAACUAGAGGAAGGACAAAUACACGACUGCUAACAUUUAGUGUUUAAAGAGUUUUUGAUUGACACUAAAUAUUUGAUAAAUUUUAUGGAACUCACUUCGAUAUUAAUAUACCACGUAUUUUUUAUGCGUUGACACAAAGCAUGACAUACUAAAAAUAUACACGUACUGUACAAGAAAACCAGUAGGCCUACCCAAAUUAUAGUAACGGAGAAGGCCUAAUUCAAUCAUUGUUAACUGAAUGACAUUUUAUUAAACCACAUAAACAUGGCAUUGCUAAUGAUUAGAUCUGUAUCAUGUGCAUUAACCCAAAAUUUCUCAAGAAAGUGCUGGCUUCGAUCUUGUGGUUAUUCUAAAACAGCAGCCAUUAUUCAAAUCCAGACACAGGACCCCCAAUCUUAUAUUGAAGCAAGUGACGAUGAAACCUUUAAAAUAUUAGCUAAUGAUAUGCUGGUGUAUGACAAUUUUCUAACGAAAGAAGAAGAGAAAAGUUUGAUAACAGAAAUUGAACCAGUCGUGAAAAGAAUGCGAUAUGAAUACGAACACUGGGACGAUGCGAUACAUGGUUAUAGGGAAACGGAGCGGAAAAAAUGGAACAAUGAGAAUCAGUUAAUUUUAAAAAGAGUUCGAGAAUGUUCGUUUCCAGUUGGUACUCCCCAGAUUGAUUUUACACAUAUAUUAGAUUUAAAGAAAGAUGGUUAUAUUAAGCCACAUGUUGAUGCUGUUAGGUUUUGUGGAAGAAUUAUUGCUGGUCUGUGUCUGUUGUCACCUUGUGUGAUGCGAUUAGUGAUGGUGGAUGACAAAACAAGAUAUGGAGAUAUUUUACUUAAUCAGCGAGCAUUAUAUGUUAUGAAAGACCGAGCAAGAUAUGAGUUCAGCCAUGAAGUUUUAGAGGAAAGCAAGUCAAUUUUUAAAGGAAAUGUUGUGCCAAGAGAUCGGAGAAUUUCAGUUAUGUGUAGAAAUGAGCCAGAUAAAGACAAUAGGGAGACUUGAAGAGUUUUUAGAGCUGAAUGUUGAUCAAUUGAUACAGAAAUUCAUAUUGAUCUGGUGUGGGGCUCCCAACGUAAGACAAGUGAGCUGAACUUAGACAGUAUUAUUCCAUACAUAUGAAUGUUACUACAUUAAACCUAAUUUGAAGUUGGUCAGUGAUAAAUAAUGAGGAAACCUUGAUACAGAGAGUCAUAUCCGUUAAGGCUGUAAUAUUACGAAAUAGUAAGCGAUCAAACGUCAAACACUGUAAAAAUCAUACCAUAAUAGGAGAUAUAAUCAAGAAAUCAGACUAUUUCAUCUGAUCGUGAUGUAUGCACGGAAAAAUUAUACAGCUAACUAAAAUUAACGUACUUCAAUCUAGCCAAAAUUUGCGAUAACACUCCGUCUUUAUACUGUUUAUAUGAAUAUUAUGGCGUCAACAGGACCCUAUUAACUGUUCAAUGAUCAAUGGAGGAAAACUUUCCUUGCCAGACAUCGGUAUUGCAUUUUAAGUACAUUUCCUGUGAUAUAGCUCUCUAUUUUUGAAAAAAAUCAAAUGAUAUGUCUA
Patella vulgata (common limpet) is the source of this 1556-nucleotide messenger RNA. Its product is annotated as alpha-ketoglutarate-dependent dioxygenase alkB homolog 7, mitochondrial. Lineage: Eukaryota; Metazoa; Mollusca; Gastropoda; Patellidae. The transcript is spliced from 5 exons. The coding region runs from base 287 to 1012 and encodes 241 amino acids. Gene Ontology annotation, biological process: DNA damage response; fatty acid metabolic process. The record is from RefSeq and is a predicted model, not a curated record. Gene Ontology annotation, cellular component: mitochondrial matrix.